Encephalitozoon intestinalis ATCC 50506 is the source of this 567-nucleotide messenger RNA. RefSeq lists its product as uncharacterized. The transcript has a single exon. Bases 1 to 567 code for a protein of 188 amino acids. The record is from RefSeq and is a predicted model, not a curated record. NCBI's taxonomy places the organism in Eukaryota, Fungi, Microsporidia, Unikaryonidae.
AUGAUGCAACUCGGACAUUUGUUUGCAGGCCAGAUUGCUGUAUACAUUUCCUUUUUGUUGAUUGUGGCCAUUUCCGAAAGCAGGAUCAUUCCUUCAGGAGUAAACUAUCUUUCCACAUGCUCUUUUUUGCGUGUGUCGGAAGCUAAGGGGGUGUUCUGCUUUCUGUUCUCAUUCUCCACAACAACCAUUGGAUUUAUGCUUGAGACGAUGCGUUCGAUGGCAAAGAUAUGCAAGAACGACCGGAUGAAGUACAGGGUGAUGAAGGCCCAGCGCGGGUUCACCUACAUGGCACUAGUCCUGCUCAUCAACUUCCUCAGUGCAUAUAUAUUCAAGUCCUUGAAUGACAGAACAACCAGCCUACUUGUUCUGGGAUUAGUUGGUCAAACAUUCUGCUCGUUGACGGCUUUUUUUGGAAUGGACAUGCUGAACACUUUCUUUUACCUUAUCUUUGUGAUGUCCAACUUUGGAGUGCUCCUUCUCACAUAUGUGGUUGGAUUCGAUCGUGUGUUCAUGAGCCUAGGCAGUUACCUUGGAAAACUCAAUCGGCCCCCUUUUAAGGUGGAUUAA